Pseudophryne corroboree (corroboree frog) is the source of this 1559-nucleotide messenger RNA. RefSeq names its product homeobox C6 (gene HOXC6). Gene Ontology annotation, biological process: anterior/posterior pattern specification; regulation of transcription by RNA polymerase II. Bases 158 to 862 code for a protein of 234 amino acids. Gene Ontology annotation, cellular component: nucleus. Gene Ontology annotation, molecular function: RNA polymerase II cis-regulatory region sequence-specific DNA binding; DNA-binding transcription factor activity, RNA polymerase II-specific. The transcript has 2 exons. NCBI's taxonomy places the organism in Eukaryota, Metazoa, Chordata, Amphibia, Anura, Myobatrachidae. The record is from RefSeq and is a predicted model, not a curated record.
UGACAUCUCGCCUCCUAUUGGCUCCAGGCAGGUCAGCUGACUUUGUCAUUUUGUCUGUCCUGGAGUGGAGCCGUCCCUAUAACAAUCUAGUUCAGACUACAAACUGGAGACAGAAAUAAAUAUUAAAGAAAUCUUACAGGCAGGUAAAGGAGAAGAUAUGAAUUCCUAUUUCACGAACCCCUCUUUAUCCUGCCAUUUAGCUAGUGGCCAAGAAGUUAUACCCAAUGUGGCCCUUAAUUCAACUGCCUAUGACCCUGUUAGGCAUUUUUCCACUUAUGGAGCAGCGGUUGCUCAAAAUAGGAUCUACUCUUCUCCAUUUUACACACCGCAAGAUAAUGUUGUUUUCAGCUCCAGCCGGGGCCCCUAUGAGUAUGGAUCUAAUGCAUUUUACCAGGAAAAGGACAUGCUCACUAGCUGCAGGCAGAAUGCUAUGGGACACAACACACAGACUUCCAUUGCACAGGAUUUUACCAGUGACCAAAACAGAACCAAUGUCCAGGAACAGAAAACUAGCAUACAGAUCUACCCUUGGAUGCAGCGCAUGAACUCCCACAGUGGGGUGGGCUAUGGAACGGACAGGAGGCGAGGUCGCCAGAUCUAUUCCCGUUACCAGACCCUGGAGCUGGAGAAAGAAUUCCACUUCAACCGCUACCUGACCAGGCGCAGGAGGAUUGAAAUCGCGAACGCACUUUGCUUAACUGAGCGUCAAAUCAAAAUAUGGUUUCAGAACAGGAGAAUGAAGUGGAAAAAGGAGAGCAACCUAACUUCCACCCUGACUGGGGGCACUGGGGCUUCUGCUGACAGCCUGGCCGGGGGUAAGGAGGAGAAGCGAGAAGAGACAGAAGACCAACCCAAAGAGUGAAUAGGGGGCUGCCACCAACUUCCACCUAUUCCCUUCUACACCCCUCCACCCCCUCCCAGCUGGCAGAAUUCAUCUGGAUGGGCUGCAUUAAGGAAACAAAUAUAUAAAUAUAUUAAAUAUAUCUAUCUGCACAUCAAUUUCUAGAGCCAAAAGUGGACUAUGAAUCCAUUGAGGGGAAAGACUACCUGCAAUGUGUUAUCUUUGGCCAGCCUACAUCCACCAUUAAGUUUCUCUGGCUUUCAGUCUCUCUAUGUCCUGUUUUUUCUCCAACUUUGAAUAAAAGACAGUAUUUCCAAAAUCACACAUUUCCCUGUAAGCAAACAUUGCCUGCAAACAAAUGGAGAACAAUCCUCUGACAGACUUUGCCUGUGUGUAUGUAUGUGUGAUUGGGAUGGACCUAGCACAGUCCAAAUGUGAAGGGAUCCCUGCCAUUCCCAAGAAAGUGCCCUGAUCCCUUAUCCCUAGGAGCCGUGGCCACUUACAGUACAUAUAGCAUUUACCCUUCCAAAAUAGCUUGACUGUAUUUAAAACGAUUAUUUGGAUCAUCUUUCCAUGUUACAUACUGUGACAGUUACCGUGUGAAUCUUAUUUUCAAUUGUGCCCGUGGUGUCAGUAUUUAUAUUUAUGUCAGCACUGCAAUGUUCAAUAGUGGCUUGUAACAUGAAGUUUCAUAGCUGUAGAAUAAUGGUUACAUUCU